Ophidiomyces ophidiicola is the source of this 1374-nucleotide messenger RNA. RefSeq lists its product as uncharacterized. Gene Ontology annotation, biological process: regulation of translational fidelity. The record is from RefSeq and is a predicted model, not a curated record. The transcript has a single exon. The coding region runs from base 1 to 1374 and encodes 457 amino acids. Gene Ontology annotation, molecular function: nucleotidyltransferase activity; double-stranded RNA binding; tRNA binding. Gene Ontology annotation, cellular component: cytoplasm. Lineage: Eukaryota; Fungi; Ascomycota; Eurotiomycetes; Onygenales; Onygenaceae.
AUGGCAACUCAAACUACUAUUCGGCAGUAUAAUUCAGAUAUCCCAGAGUUUAGAAAAACAAGAAUUUUACCUAUUCAGAGCCUAAACUGCCCCGGUCAAGAUUCCAUCGAGCUUCAGAAGCAAUGGGAGGCGGAGAAACAGCGAGGUAGCCCAGAGGCACAAGCUCUUCUUGAGGCCGCAGAGUCACUACGUAUAAGUGAAAUUCCUGUUGCUUUUCCUACCGAAACAGUCUAUGGACUGGGAGCGGACGCGACUCGAAGCGCUGCUGUUCGGGGAAUUUACAAAGCAAAAAAAAGGCCGUCAGAUAAUCCCUUGAUUGUCCAUGUAAGCUCUAGGGAACAGUUAGAACGUCUAUUACGAUCAUCUCAGACUUCAACCGUAAACGAGAAUAUUCGUUGCACCCCUUCUCUUAUUCCACCGAUAUAUGAGCCAUUAAUAGAACGGUAUUGGCCUGGUCCUCUGACGAUAUUAAUUCCAAACCCGAAGCAUUCACCCCUGGCUCCGGAGGUUACCGCAAAUCUUGCCACAUUCGGUGUCCGUAUACCAUCUUCACCCUUAGCUCGCCUCCUUAUUCAUAUCACCGAUCGCCCCUUAGCUGCCCCUUCAGCAAAUGCGUCAUCAAAGCCCUCACCGACCACUGCUCAACAUGUAUAUACAGAUCUCCAAGGCCGAAUUGACAUCAUUUUGGACGGAGGUCCCUGUGGUGUCGGUGUUGAGAGCACUGUAGUUGACGGUCUGAGCCAGCCACCAGCUAUCCUACGGCCAGGUGGGGUCGGAAUCGAAGAGAUUCGCGCGUGCCCCGGUUGGGAGAAUGUCUGUAUUGGAUAUAAAGAUGGUGCUCUACAGGCAAAUUCUGCACCGAGAGCUCCAGGUAUGAAAUAUAAACAUUACUCCCCCAAAGCUAAAGUUAUUUUAUUCGAAGCCACCAAAGAUAUGUCGUCAGCGAGGAGGCACGCAUUGCGAGAGUUACAGUCUUCAACUCUGCCAAAGCUAGGCAUUAUUCGAACCAAGCUCUGGCAGCGAGGUUUGGGAAUACCCGUUCUGCGUCCGCUGUCUACACCUAACUGUACUAACGGCCUCGGUGAAAUCAACCAAAAACAUAUGUCUAACCCUUGUAUCUCCCUACUUCCUAUUGAGAGGCUACUUGUAUCCUCCUUGGAUUCCUCCACACCUCCCGCUGAGAUGUUCGAUAUUUCUAUUGGAACUGAUACCCGAUCAAUUGCAAGAAGCCUAUUUUCAGCUUUACGCAAGCUGGACGAAAACAAUGUUUCUACAAUCUAUGUUGAGGGCAUCCCGGAUACGGAAGGUGAUAUAGCAGCUGCUAUCAUGAACCGGCUACGGAAAGCUGCUGAAGACCGUGUUCAUACUGUAUAG